This is a messenger RNA of Hippocampus zosterae (dwarf seahorse), 1392 nucleotides long. RefSeq names its product cytokine-inducible SH2-containing protein-like. Gene Ontology annotation, cellular component: phosphatidylinositol 3-kinase complex. Gene Ontology annotation, molecular function: 1-phosphatidylinositol-3-kinase regulator activity. The record is from RefSeq and is a predicted model, not a curated record. Gene Ontology annotation, biological process: phosphatidylinositol phosphate biosynthetic process; intracellular signal transduction. Bases 188 to 844 code for a protein of 218 amino acids. The transcript has 3 exons. NCBI's taxonomy places the organism in Eukaryota, Metazoa, Chordata, Actinopteri, Syngnathiformes, Syngnathidae.
GAUCGUAAACGCACUGAAACACAAACCUUUUCUGACAAACAGAAUUCCUAGAACCUCUGCCAGCUUGACGCGAACACACUAGCUUUCUGGGUCCGACCUUGAGUGCAUUAGGAUCCAGAGGAGCGAUUUCUCGGGAUUGUCUCUUCAAACUUUAUGAUUCAUCGUGGUGAAAGGUGUCCUGUCAGACAUGGUUGCCCCGGCUGUGACCACGAGCCAUCAUGUGGACCCGGAUCCAAUCUGCCCACAUCUACCCCAGACCCCCUCCGAUAGAGAUGAGGAUCUCUCCUGCAUCGCCACCACCUUCCAGUAUUUACAAACCUCAGGCUGGUACUGGGGUUCCAUCUCGGCGAGUCAGGCUCGGGACAAACUCCUGGCAAAGUCUGAAGGCACGUUCCUGGUGCGGGACAGCAGUCACCCUCAGUACAUGGUGGCUCUGUCAGUGAUGACCCACUGCGGACCGACCAGCGUCCGAAUACAGUACAAGAGGGGUUCUUUCUGGCUGGACUCCCUCAGUCCUGAACUGCCUCACCUGCAGUCCUUCCCUGACGUCAUCAGUCUCAUCCAGCGCUACAUUGGCUCGGCACACACGCCACACGGCCCGGCGACGUCGACCGAGGACGGUCGACUCUCCAAAAUAAAACCCAAUCAUGUUCACUCCCCCUCCCUCACCAAGGACAGCGGCGUGAUUCUGAAGCUGUUACGUCCCCUUCACAGGCCAGAGACCUUCCCUCGCUUACAGCACCUGGCACGCCUUACAAUCAACAGAAAUGCAAACUUCCUUGACCAACUGCCCCUCCCAAAGCCUCUCUUGGACUACUUGCACGAUUACCCUUUUCACAUAUGAGGGUCGCAGGAGGCUGCAAUUGGGAUAUGGGCGGGGUCAGCAACUUGCAGGUGUUGAGAGAUCAUGUGCUCAUGAAAAAAGUAUGUCUGACGACUGUUGUCCUCCACAAUAGUCUUCUUUCAUUAUAAUACACGAGACUUCUAUUUUCAUCAUCGCCAGGCUUAUGUUUGUAAAAAAAAAAAACUAAGAGUCUAAUAGCUGAAACUAGCAGCGGAUAUGAAACAGACACCAUCAUGUGGACACCACUGUGAUUUCCUAGUAGUAGGGAUCCGUGACACACGUUUUUCUUUUUCACGCCUGCUGUUGAACUGCAGCUAAGUGUGAGGAAACUACUGAUGUAUUUGCGUUAGCUUUCCGAGUGCAAAACCGAGCAGUUCUGAGAAAGCCUCUUAUCGGGAUUAGUGAGCGGUAGUUAUAAGCAAAUUGCUUCACCAGCUGUGAACAAGCCAUGACCCGAGUCAGCCCAAACAAAAAACAAGCGCCUAAACUAAAUAUAGGAGGUUUUUCCCUUUCAGGCCAGGUUUGCAAACAAUUCCCAUAGGUUGAAA